Molecule: messenger RNA, 457 nt
Organism: Manis javanica (Malayan pangolin)
Lineage: Eukaryota; Metazoa; Chordata; Mammalia; Pholidota; Manidae
Gene: HBM
Product: hemoglobin subunit mu
Biological process (GO): oxygen transport; hydrogen peroxide catabolic process
Cellular component (GO): hemoglobin complex; haptoglobin-hemoglobin complex; blood microparticle
Molecular function (GO): organic acid binding; oxygen binding; heme binding
Source: RefSeq, a predicted model, not a curated record
CCCAGAACCAUGCUCAGCGCCCAAGAGCGCGACCAAAUACUGCGGGUCUGGGACCUGAUCGCUGGCCACGAGGCGCCCUUCGGGGCGGAGCUGCUGCUCAGGCUCUUCACGGUCUACCCCAGCACCAAGAUCUACUUCAAGCACCUGGGCGCCUACCCUGAUGAGGUGCAGCUGCUGAACCACGGGCAACGCCUGCUCUCGGCGGUGGGCGUGGCCGUGCAGCAUAUGGACAACCUGCGCGCGGUUCUGAGCCCGCUCGCUGACCUGCACGCGCGCAUACUGCGCGUGGACCCCGCCAACUUCCCGCUGCUGAUCCAGUGUUUCCAGGUUGUGCUGGCCUCCCACCUGCAGGGCGAGUACACCGUUGAGAUGCAGGCUGCGUGGGACAAGUUCCUGACGGGCGUGGCCGUGGUGCUGACGGAGAAGCACCGCUGAGUCCCGCGCCCCAACGAGCCUG